This is a messenger RNA of Taeniopygia guttata (zebra finch), 2856 nucleotides long. Lineage: Eukaryota; Metazoa; Chordata; Aves; Passeriformes; Estrildidae. The record is from RefSeq and is a predicted model, not a curated record.
UCCCGCGUGGGCGCUCGCCGCAUCGAUGUCUCGGCGCUCGCUGUGCCCGCCUGGCCGCGCUCGGCGGUGGAUUGGCGCUGCCUGCCCGCCGCCCCGGAAGGCGCUGCGCUCGAACCGGGGCCGCGGCGGCUCCGGCAGGCGCUCCCCGCUGGAUCAGGAGGUGCUGCCCCGGUGGCCAAAGGUCGGAGAUGGGCCGGCGCUCCUCGGACACGGAGGAGGAGGGCAGGAGCAGGAGGAAGAAGAAGCACCGGCGGCGCUCCUCCUCCAGCAGCUCCUCGGACAGCCGCGCCCACAGCCGCAAAAAGUCGGGCAGGAAAUCCAGGUCCAGGUCGCGCUCUCGGGAUCUCCCGUCCUGGUCCCAUUCCUAUGAGAAAAGGCGCAGACACAGAUCCAGCAGCAGCUCUUCCUACGGCUCCAGGAGGAAGCGCAGCCGCUCCAGGGGCAGAGGCAAAUCCUACAGGUCCCAAAGGUCCAGGUCAAAGAGCAGAACCAGGAGGUCGCGCUCGCGGGCCCGGCAGCGAUCCUACAGCCGCAGCAGCGAGCGGUCCGGCCAGCGCAGGACGCCCAGCGCCUCCCGGGAGCGCCGCAGGGGCCGCGACAAGGACAAGGACAAGGCCAAGGGCAAAGGCAAGGAGAAGGAGAAGGAAACUCACGGCACCAAGGCUGGGGACUCUGCAAACAUCAAAGCUGGAUUAGAACAUCUGACUCCUGCUGAACAGGCCAAGGCCAGGCUGCAGCUGGUUCUGGAGGCAGCUGCCAAAGCAGAUGAAGCGUUGAAGGCCAAGGAGAGAAGUGAAGAAGAAGCCAAGAGAAGAAAGGAAGAAGACCAAGCCACCCUCCUGGACCAAGUGAAGCGAGUGAAGGAAAUCGAAGCCAUCGAAAGCGACGCCUUCAUCCCACAGACCUUCAGGUCCAGCAAAGAAGUCAAAAAGUCAGCAGAACCUGCUGAACUCCAGCAGGAGCCUGUCAAUGUGGGAGCAGGAGCCACUGAGGCAGCUGCUGCUGAGAAAGAGCCUCCAGCUGCCAACAUUCCCACUGCCAUCAAGUACCAGGAUGACAAUUCCUUAGCUCAUCCAAAUCUGUUCAUGGAGAAGGCAGAGGCUGAGGAGAAGUGGUUCCAGAGGCUGGUGGCUCUGCGCCAGGAGCGGCUGAUGGGAAGCCCCGUGGCCUGACAGCUCCCAGGACAUCCCAGGCCACUUCCACACGGAGCUCCUACACUCAGCUGUGCUUUGUGUCUCUCAGAGGAGAUUUGGAUGAGCUGGGCAGGCAGGGAGGGUUUCAGUGGAUAACCAGGAAUGGCCUGCCCUGCUCCACCUGGGUGACCAGGAGUGUUCUUUCCUGGUUCCCCUGGAUAACCAGGAAUGUUCUCUCCUGAAUAACCAGGAAUGUUCUCUCCUGGUUCCCCUGAAUAACCAGGAUGUUCUGUUCUGUUUCACCUGAAUCACCAGGAAUGUUCUCUUCUGUUCCACAUGGAUAUUCAGGAGUGUUCUAUUCUAGUUCCUCUGAAUAACCAGGAAUAUUCUCUCCUGAAUAACCAGGAGUGUUCUCUUCUGGUUCUCUUGAAUAACCAGGAAUGUUCUCUACUGGUUCCCCUGAAUAACCAGGAUGUUCUGUCCUGCUCCAGCUGGAUAACCAGGAGUGUUCUUUCCUGGUUCCCCUGGAUAACCAGGAAUGUUCUCUCCUGGUUCUCCUGAAUAACCAGGAAUGUUCUUUCCUGGUUCCCCUGGAUAACCAGGAAUGUUCUCUCCUGGUUCUCCUGAAUAACCAGGAAUGUUCUCUCCUGGUUCCCUCCACGCUCAGUGCUGGAGAUGGGCAGGGCAGCACAGCCAGGGCCAUUUCCAUUUUUUGGAGGGAAUUCCUCAGGUGAAGAACACCUGGCAGCCCAUGAAAUACCAUUUUAUCCCUCCCAGUGCAGAAAAUUGUAUAGAGGCAGGUAGGAGUUGGGAGAUAAAGUGGGAACUGAGGCUCAGGGCUGGGGCAGUGAGGGAUGGGUGGAACCAUCCCUGUUCUCCCUUCCUCCUGUGGAAUCCUGGACAUGUGGGCAGCUCCUGGCUGGGGGAAUCCUCUCCUGGAUGUGUUCAUCCAUCUGCUCCCACUGCCUCAUUCUGGGAGGGAAAUGCUCCACGUUUCCUUCAGCAUCUGCCACUGCUGCAACUCCAAAUGGGCAAUUUCAUCAACCUCAUCAUUUCUGUAAUUACCAAAUUAGGGAAUUAGCACACAGCUGCUUCUGGGCAGUGGCUGUCCCCAGCCCGUGGAGCUCCCUUGGGCCAGGUGGGACUUUCAAAUCAUCAAAGUUUAGUGUGAACAUGAAUUUAGCCUGGAUAAACUUCCACAAAAAUCUGCCCAUCACCCAUCUAAGUGCAGGAAAUCAACCAAAUCAAAUAAAUAAAAGUAUUUCUCCAGCAAGGCUGGGAGGAAAUUGUCACAUCAGGAGAGGAGAAAACUGAGCCCCAGCUGUGGAUGUGCUCCUGGAGCUGCCCUGCAUCAGCAUUCCCUUGGGAAGCUGCUUUUGGGAUUAUUUCUCCUGGUUCUCAGACCUGUGCUGAUACAGAAUGGAGGCUCACUCUGCAAAUGGACUUUGCUUGGUUUGGUUUUUUAUUUUAGAUCCCGGAUAUAAAAGGAAAAUGUAUUGAAUUUGCAUUCUGACAAAUUUUUACUUCCUUUAUGAAGUGUUAGUUUCAUUUUAUCCUGCAUCAAAAUAUUCCAAGAGCUUGUCUGCAGGAAAAAGUGGGAAAAUGUUUGUUUCCCUUGUUUCAUUUCAGCAUUUUCAAAUGGUAAAAUUUGUCAUUGCUGCAUUUUCUCAUCACCUUUUAUGUUUCUUUCAUAGAAAAUAAAAACUGUUUGAUGUCUAUGGAA